Molecule: messenger RNA, 327 nt
Organism: Cylicocyclus nassatus
Lineage: Eukaryota; Metazoa; Nematoda; Chromadorea; Rhabditida; Strongylidae
Source: the annotation of a GenBank genome assembly
AUGAACAGGUUAUUAGGUUUCGUGGUCCUCUUGCUGGCAGUCAUACUAUACGUCGAAGCACAAAAGCAGAAAGUUGAGAGAGUUCCUCUGUCGUUCCACGGAGACGUAUGCGACAAAAUCUGUAGCAAGAAAGAGGGAUGGGAUAAAUGUGAGAAGGAAAAGAAACGAAAUGAAUGGGAGGUGACAUGCACGGACACUCGAAAGUCAGGACCAGGCGGGAAAGGAGGACCUGGAGGUUUAAGUCCCAGUGGACCAGGCGGAAAAGGUGGACAUGGUGGUCCAGAAUCAAGUGGGUCAUUCAAUAAAGGGCCAGGGGGACAUCAUUGA